GACAAUACAUGCCUAACACAAGCUAGCGGUUUAUUAAAACUACAGUUUCUUAAUUGAAACUAAGAGGGCAAUACACCUGGGUAAAAUAUAGUUGCAUUUUGGAGGAAGCAGAAGACGACCUAGGAGAGACAUUGGUGCAUGGUGUAGCUCAGCAGACCCUAGCGUACAGGCUGUGCGGCCCGGGUGACCCAUGGUUGUCGCAGUGGACCACCCACAUUGCUUGCACCAGACGAUGAAAAUUAUCUGGGGCAGUACUGUAUCUACUGCACCAGGCAUGGGUUCCCCUUCACCAGACAGAGGCUGAUGAAAUACGCCGACAAAAUACACAGGUUUCGGCACCCAUGGGAAACAAUCCCACCACUGGGGAAGAGGUGGUGGGAAAUGUUUAGGAGGAGGCACAAGAACCUGAGCAUGAGGAGGCCAGACACUCUGGACUGGGGGAGAGCUGAGUGUGCUACACGUCUGACGACGGACGCCUUCUUCACUUCUUAUGAGAAGCACUUGGAGGAGAGUGGGUUGAGGGAGAAACCCAGACAAAAUCUAUAACUGCGAUGAGUCUGGGUUUCGAAGCGACUAGAGCAGGCACAAAGUGCUUGCUCCCUGGGGUGCAAAACACAUGUACCAGCAGGCUCCUGCUUCAACGCAGCUGGGGAGGACGUCCCCCAGUUUAUCAUCUACCCCAAGUGUUUCUCCCCCCCAGCCUUUGGAUGGUAAAACAGUGGCUACAUUGACGGGAACCUGUUCAGGAAGUGGUUUCAGCACUUCAUUAAGCAUGCAGUGAAGGAGCGCCCUCUCCUUCUCCUCUUUGAUGGGCACAAGAGCCACAUGGACCCGGAGGUGCUCGCUGCGGCACUAAGGGAAGGGGUUAUACUGCUUUGUCUUCCACCACACUGCACCCAUGUCCUGCAGCCGCUGGACGUGGCAUACUUUGGUCCUUUAAAGGCGGAGUUCUCCAAGGUAGCCAUUUUGACCACUCCUACAUGGUAAACAAAUCAGAAUUUGCCAGAGUAUUCCGCUACCCGUACCAGCGCUGCAAGGACAUGUGCUAUGUGGUGGAAAGGUUUAAGAAGUGUGGCCUCUUCCCUUUUGACCCUUCAACUAUUGAAGGGUCCUGUUGAAUGCCGUCUCGGUCCCUACCGGAUCCCACCACCGCCUCCCCUGGAACCAGCAGCACUGUGCCAUCCAUCAGCGCCUCCUCCCCAGCGACCACAGGAGGACCCUCAGCCCCUGAUCCAGUCCCAGCUCCAGCCCUAGCUCUAGAAGAGCACCCCCUAUUAGAGGGGGGGCUGAUAGCAAAGGACCUGGGGCACAUACUUACUGUCCUGAAGUAUCAGCUAGACCGAUAAAGAAGACUCCCUGUGGUCGCUGCAUGCCUCACCGGGGAGGAAUACACGCGCCAUUGGCAGGAGAGGGGCGAGAAGGAGAGGGCCGAGGCAGAGGAGAAAGAACGUCGGGCAGCCCUCAGAACACAGAGGGCAAAGGAGAGGGCUGCCAUGGAUGAGACCAUUGACGCCUCUGCUGGAGGCCCCGCUGGAACCACUCCUGACAGCUGCAUCACCAUUGCCAGUGUCUCCCAGUGUGCAACACCUGUAGGAGCCGCCGGAGUCCCCAGCUGCAGAAGAAGGCCACGUGCCUACUCUCCUGACUAUCGUCGGCCCCUCAACCCCAACAUUACACCAGCUCCUCCAAGCCAUCGUCAGCGGUUUCGUCCACCACCACGAUGCACACCACCCCCCCUGUCUGGCACCAGUAACGCGGCCUACUCUGGCCCAGCUGCCUCCUCUGUCUCCCCUGGUCACACCACCAUAGCAGCCUUGUCUGGUGUCCCUGCAAUUCGAAUACAGCCACCUCCACAGUCCACAGCACCCGCCCUCAAGCACAGAAAAGAGAAAAGCUCCACCGGCCACCUCUGUCACACCACCCAUGGCACCACUCUCAGAAGACACCACCUGCUGUGCUCGCUGCGGAGAGCAUGAUCCACCUGCAAGCUUUCCGCAGGAGUGUAGGUCCGAGGUGCCAUGGGUGUGUUGUGACUUCUACCAGCACUGGUUCCACUGCAGGUGUGUGCAGUGGGAUCCAGAGGUGGCGGUGAAGAUUGAUUUUUGUUGUGAUUUUGUUGACAAUAUAGGGAUUGAGGUCAAGAUUUAAUUGUUUGUUUUCAUAUUAAAUUAGUUAUUUGUAAAAAGAAAUAUGCUAAAAGAUAAUAUAUAUAUACAUAUUUAUUCAACCCAUCUUGUGUAUUUCUUCCUUUACUUUCCAAGUGCAUCUCUGCAACACAAACUCAUGUCAAUGCACAUGACUGAAAUUCAAGUUUUAUUUGAUGUAAAUUAUUCAUACUCAUUUAUAUUUUAGUAUUAAACUGUGAUCUAUUUUCUCAAAACACAAGAUUAAUCUGUAAAACUAAUUAUGAGACAUUAUUUGGUUACAACACUGAAUAUGUUGGUGAAGAACCAUUUUUUAAGAGUCCACAGGAGGGCAAUAAAAAAGUUGACAGGCAAGUCAUUUUUUUUUUUACCGGAAGGCUAGCCAACAAAUCAACUUGCUAGUAAACAGGUUGGUGUCUUAUUUUGAACAAAAUUAAAACGGAUAUAUCUUGUAAUUGAACAAAAUAGUAAGGUGGCCAAAAAAUGGGGACCGCAUGCCGAUUUUUUUGCUAAGUCGUUUAUCAAAAAGCUGAUAUUAGUAGUAUUUCCACUGAAAUGUCAAACAUGCUAAUUGCUAACCUGUUAGCUAACAUUUUUACAACACCAAUAAUCACAAAACAUUGAUGGCUUGAUCACAAGAUAACACUGUUUUAGGCAAUAUAUUUCUUAAACGCUGUUGAAUAUGCCGAUAAUACAGGGUGCUACGCUACUUCUCAAAUCAACGUAUCCUACUAUUUUCAUCACCAAUGGGAACCGUCGACACGCCUAUCUUCCAAGGAGCAUCUUCCAGAGUGAACAACAGUAGAAGACGGGAAAGGGGAGACCCCUUUUUUAGACAAUCAUAGCCUUACAAGCGUGCCGAUGAACGAAGACAUGCACAUGUAAAUACAUUCAUGAUUUCUUAUUCCAAACAGGCGGCGGUUCGUGUGCAAAGUAUAUGAUUACUGUGAGAAUGGUUCCUAACAUGUAUCAAUGAUAAGUCCCGCUUUUUCUCUCUCCCUGUCCAUGUCGUUGUGUAACAAGCCGCCAUAUGUUGUCAGUCCGCUAGGGACCUUGUCCUCAUGUAUUAAGUGUGUAUGUUUAUUCUGUGUUAUUAUUUAGUUAGCUAGUAAAUAAAUAAUUAAACCAAUUUGUGUAGUACUGAAUCAUGAGUAAGGCUGGGGUGUUUGCAGAUCCAAGAAAGUUAUGACUGUUCAGAAUUAUAUGAUAAGAGGUUUUGAUUUAAUACGUUGACUGUUUCAUGGAUAGUUUAAUUC
This is a messenger RNA of Salmo salar (Atlantic salmon), 3400 nucleotides long. RefSeq lists its product as uncharacterized. Lineage: Eukaryota; Metazoa; Chordata; Actinopteri; Salmoniformes; Salmonidae. The record is from RefSeq and is a predicted model, not a curated record.